UCGUGCUUGACAUUUCCAUCACGUUCUCAUAUUCACGUAAAAUCAAAAUCUUCAAGUGUAAAUUUUCCUCAUUAAUCAAUUAAACCAAAAUGCUGAAAACGGAAUAAUGCCUUAGUGGCAUCACAAAACAGAAUAAAUGGACAUACUGUAACAGAAAUCCACCAAUAAGUUUCGUAAUUCCUCAUCAAUGAUCUAACCUUUGAUAUACUGAUGAUUAAUUUACCUUGUAACGCGGCUUCGAUGUCACGAGCCAUAUCCUGUCAAAACGUGCCCGUACAGACGAGUCAGUAUAAUUUUCCAUCCUGUCAGCAGCAACAAACCAGCACUCAGCAGAUGCAAACUGCAACAUGUUCGUGCGGGACUUUCCAAGCGCGUCAAUGCGUGUCGGGUUCGCCGCAACCAAUAAUGAACCCGUGUCAUCCCGUUUUCCAAAGCACGUGUAAUCCCGCGGCGACUCAUCUCAGCUACGGUCAGCUGCCGCAGAGUAUUUUGGAUCAGAUUCGUGCGUGCGUUAGCAACGUCGCCGCCCCUCAACCCAUUUUUAUUCUUCCCGGCAAUUGUCAGCAAUCGCCGACUCUUCUUCAGCAGCAACAGCAGCAGCAGCAGCAACAACAACAACCGCCCAUUUUGCCGCAAGCAACGACGACGACGUUUCCGACAGCGUAUCCCACUGGUUCGACUUAUCCCGCUUGUUACCCGCCGCCACCAACGUUUUACCCCUAUCCCGUUUUACCUCCGCCGUUCUGCGACUCAUUUAUUCGUGCUCGAGAGACCGCACAGAAUUGCGGAUGCUGUCGGAAAAGAGACGUCGACUCGGUGGAGAUGAGAAGCGUCGCGCGUCGUUACGACACCGAGCUAGACGAGCAUCGUUGCUUCACCACCACCGACGACACCAUUUGCUCAAAGCGAAACUGUCCUUCCUCGCUGCAUCUGCAAGCGUUGGCUUCUCAAUUUCUAUCGAUGCAGGGUGUUAUAUCGUGCGCCGCCACCCGAUUGAUUCUGCGUAAAGUACCCGGCUCGAACGUAACCACGACAAUGGAGGAUACGAUGGCAAAGGCCCAAAAGGCCAUAAGCACCUUGACGAAAGAUCAGUUAUUAACGGAAUCGAAGAACGCGCAGCAAGUAAACGCAUUGAUCAACCUGCAUAUGACGGCGAAUCCGCCGCCCAACGUCAUUCCGAUUCUCACGUUGGUGCAACUCAAGAUGAAUCUGUUGAAGGCGCAGGUCGAGGGACUCAUCAAUCAAAAAUUAAUGGAGAUUCAAGGUGUCGGUGUGGAGGUGGAGACCGAUCUUAUAGAUCCCACGGUUCUCGCCCUGAAAUCCGACGCCGAAUUACGAGACUUCCUGUCGGUGUUGCGACAGAAGGAAUGCGACGAGCGGGUGAACGUAAAUUUCGCUCCCUAUCGUUCGCAGCGCGCGAUCGCGGAGACUCGCUUGAGCAACGUUCAGAACAAGAUUCGUCAGGUGGAGGCCGAGUUCGAUCGUAGACGUUGCGCGAUGCUGCCGACGCCGACGUUGACGUCGCGCAUAGUGCAACAAUUUUCCAGGCCGUGUUACUCGAUGAGAUUCGAGGACGCAAGGAAGAUGUACAGCUCGCUGGACACUCCGCGCUCUCCCGAUCCGUUUGUCUGCGUAAAACCGCUAAGUCCCAAGCGGCUGUUGUUGAAACCGACUGGCAAGCCCGGUGCUGCCGUCACACCCUGUAGCAGCAAAAAUCCUGACCGAAAAACCGUGGACGUUGGUACCGGCAAUCCCGCGAAAGAUGAUCCCGCGACUCCCGAUCGGCAGCGUUCCAGCACGUGCGCCUGUUGCGACAGAACAACGUCGGAGGAAAGCGUCGAUGAGGCUAAAAAAAAACUCGGACCGAGGAUAGCCGAGAUAGAUCCGACGAGUGACAUCCAAGAAUUGGAACGACUAGUGUCGUCGGUAGCGCCGACCGAAGAAAUUUCGUGCGACGCGAAAUGUUGGUCUGCGUUCAUCAAAGUCGUCGACGACGAAUUGGUGGGAACUCCGACGGAAUCGGAUAGCGACACGCUCGUCGAGAAAAUCGAUGCGGCAGACGUUUGCGAAUUUCGAGAUGCGAUCGAGAUUCGCGACCAGAUGACGGAUCGUCAGGAUUUUGCAAGUUCGACGAAUCUGCCACGGUCCGAGGAGCAAAAUGAAAUCGCAAUUUUGAGAAAAGAUGAGGCAAUUAGAGAGUACGCUACUGAGAUUAAGAGCUCGCGAGAUGUCUCGUCGCCGAAAGCUGAGCAAAAAGAGACGAAAGCCGCAACUGCCGCACGAGUUUCAGACGAUGAUCCAAUUUCGAGUGCGCGGGAAACGGAGCGGAAGUCACCGGAUACUUUGUCGCUGGAGAUUAUAUUAAAACCGAAUAAAGAGAAUGAACAGACACAUGAAAACGGUGAGACAUUGCCGUUAUUCAAGAUGAAAGAGCGAGACACUCUAAAGGCACGGACGAGCAGAAGCAAGAACAAGGUAACAUUUGUUUCACUGAUGACGAACAUUGUGUACGAUAAGGAUUGUCAACAUCGUAUCAAGCAACAUUUCGACAAGAAAAUAACAACAAGUGCAAAAGAGACAAAUGUGCCUGUCAGUUCAAAAAUCGAACAAUUAGACAAAUACUGUUCCCUAUUGGUGGGAAAUCUGUUAAAAACAGCCAUUUUGCACGGUAUCGUCAAAAAAGAUUUUUUAGAGAACGCGCCAACGAAAAGGACAGAUCUUUCGAAGCGCGUUGUCAAUCGUCAACGUCAAACCGCGUUCGAAAUUGUCAAAGAAGAUAAAAAAGUACCUGUCGCGUUGCAAAAAGUAAAUAUAUUUCCUCCAUUCAAGAAUCUGCGGAAAUAUGCGUCAGAUAAAAAAGAAGAAACUUAUUCACGUCCGAUAGCAAAAGCAAAAAUUACAUCCGGAAAACAUUCACUUCACCACAACGACGUAACAGAAAAUACCGCGGAAAUGAUGAACAAAAAUAGCGCGUGUUAUUGUCCUGAUGUGGAACAUGAGAAUCGCUUUAUUUCGGAAAUACUUUCUGUUAUUGGUUACCACGUAGUCGCGUUCAUCAAUAAAAUAAUUGCUUUGAACAGAAAAUUGCUAUAUUCUUUGAACGCUAUAUUACGGAAAAGUUUAAAUAUUGACGUCUUCGGAAUAAACGCUUCGAUACGCUAUCAUUACCGAUUAAAAGAUUACGAUCCGCUCGCUAAUAUUUUUUAUCUCGGCUCGAAUCAAGGAGGUUCCAGGACACACGGUGAUACGAGCUCAGUGCGGGUUUCUAAGGGAGAAGGAUGUAUCAGGAUACAUAAAAUAACACACUCAAUAAUUGAAGACAAAACGAACGAUACAAAGUACUUAGUAAUCGAUACGUCGAGACGCAACUGUCAUUUGAUCUCGAAGUGUAAUUUGGGACAGCCACACGGGACUCGGAGGAACCUCUUGAUACGUAGUCGUUUGAAAACUCAUCUAAAUUCACAAGAUUGCCAGAAAGAGCGUCCUUUUUCUCUUUUGAAACGCGUGCCAGAAAAAAACUCGGACCUCACCUUCGAGUAACGCAAUGAAAAUACGGUCGCAAAAAGGGAAAACAUACAAAUUCAAUGGCAGUGAAAAAUUCUGAGCUCCACCGGAAAGUUGUAAGAGCAAGUGAAAAAAAAACAACAAAACAUCAAAAGCGAGGCAAAACGACGAACGAAUUCAAAGAGCAAAUUGCACAUGAAUAUUCGCGCGAUGAUAUUGCAAAUAAUGUUAAGCGAGAAUACGCAAUCAUUGAUAAUACUUCAGCGAGUAACGAACUCGUAAUAAACGUUCGUGAUUAUCUCGGAUUGCGGACUGAAAUAAAUACGAGUGUUUACAAAAGCUGUGACCCCCGCAUCGCUCUUGUUUAUUAAUUUCUAACAACUGACAAAAGUCAAAUAAUGGUAUUAACACAUUGUUCUUGUUAAUCAUCGAAAUAA
Messenger RNA from Pseudomyrmex gracilis, 3941 nucleotides. RefSeq lists its product as uncharacterized. The transcript is spliced from 4 exons. NCBI's taxonomy places the organism in Eukaryota, Metazoa, Arthropoda, Insecta, Hymenoptera, Formicidae. The record is from RefSeq and is a predicted model, not a curated record. The coding region runs from base 211 to 3540 and encodes 1109 amino acids.